Molecule: messenger RNA, 3817 nt
Organism: Coregonus clupeaformis (lake whitefish)
Lineage: Eukaryota; Metazoa; Chordata; Actinopteri; Salmoniformes; Salmonidae
Exons: 13
Coding region: 431-3586 (1051 amino acids)
Biological process (GO): signal transduction
Source: RefSeq, a predicted model, not a curated record
UUGGGCCCAGUUAUCCCUCUUGCUUCGCCUCUUCCUCUCUGUUUGAGCCGACUUCGCCGUGGGAUUUGAACGCGGCACCUGGCUCACACCCGGUAGGCAGCCCCGUCCCAAAACGAAUGCUUUUUACCCACUACAAACUCCUCUCACCGGGGUAACCCGGGCCAGAUAUCGAAUUCCCUCAGUGGCGGCGGGAUGAGAGGAUCAAAGACGUGCUACAACAUCGGCUACAUACUUUUUCUACGUAGCUGUCCACAUUUAAGUUUUGUAAGUGAUUUGCGCAAAGUCUAUGGAUUUGAGGUCCAUUGUAGUUUCGUGCAAAUUGUUUCUAUAGCUUGUCCCAGCCUCGGUUUUGUAUAGCGAUGUAGUUUUCCAAGGCCACUACUUUAAACUGUUUACAUUUUUUAAGAACACAGCCUAACUGGAUCUACCAAUGCCAAACCCCAUGGACGACCGUCUGCGCGUAGUGGCCGUGAUGCAUGCUUUGAAAGCAUCUGGAGUUCGCGUGAAAAAUUGGAAGAACUUCUUCAAUGGGCAGUACACGAGCGACCCUGUCAGACCGGAGAACCAAUCUAAAUUUGCCUUUGGUCGGGAGCUGACCUUGCUGCCCCAGUGCCAUUUAACUGAUAUGAGUGGGACAGUGCCAAAGUUCUUGGUGGACGCCUGUGAAUUUUUAUCCCAGCAUCUUCAUACUGAAGGGCUGUUUCGAAAGACGGGGUCGUUGAGUCGGAUCCGAGCUCUGAAGGCUGGCCUGGAGCAGGGGGAGCCAGUCUUUUCUCUGCCACAUUCAGCCACUCUGCAGUCCUGUGAUGUGGCGUCUCUUGUGAAGCAGUUCUUACGGGAGUUGCCCUCUCCUCUCAUCCCUAUGGAUCUACAGGUGCCACUGUGCCGUGCACAGGGCUUAGAGGAGCAGGGGGGCCAGGAGCAGGGCAAAGAUGGAGUCACUCUUCUUCUUACAGCCCUGUUCCCUCUUUCUCAUUCACGGGCCCUCCGAUACUUCUGCACCUUCCUGAGACAGACGGCUCAAAGAUGUGAAGAGAAUCGUAUGGAAGUGGGCAAUCUGGCCCUUGUGAUUGCACCUAAUCUGCUACAUUGUCCAGCUGGGGGCUCUAAACUGACCGCAGGCACAGAGAGACAACUGAAUAGACAAGCAGCAGUGAUCAAGACACUCAUAAUACAUGCAGAUCAUAUUGGUGUCGUUCCCUCUUCUGUUAUGGACAUGGCAACAGUAGCAGAGUCGGGUGAAUCCACCACACCCCCAGUUGACGGGGGGAGGUUUCAGGAGAGGGCAGGACUUGGUGUGUAUAGAAGUUUAAGGCGUCAAAGGAGGCGCAGUGUUGGAGAGAUAUUUGUGGAUGCUCUCAGUAAAUUCAAGACAGGACGCACACACACUGGCCCUUCACAUCCCCCAGACAGCCAGCAAAAUACAAAGACAGCUCACCACACCACACUUCAAUCACCAGUCACAUCCAAACGAAAAUCGACCGAAGAUACUGUCCCUGAUGUAGAGGGCUCUGCUAAAAAAAGACGCUCUAUCCAUGACCUUAGAGAAGACAACCAAUCCAUCAGCAAACUACACUCAAAUGAUUCGGAGUCGGCAAUCGGCAAAAGCCCUUCCAGUACUCGCACCUCUGUCCUGAGUGUAUUGGAGGGCAGUAGAGAGCAGGAGCUGUCUGUCACUCUCAGUGCCUCAGAGAAGAAGAGGAAUCACAAAAAAGAUCAUAAAACAUCAAACAAGCAUCUGGUGCAAGAGGACAAGGCUCAUCGUAGGAGAUCUCUCAGAUUCUUCAACAUGCCAAGCUGGAGCAGCCCUAACCCUUCCCCCACAUCCAUUGGGAAUGACACUGAGAAUUGGAUCAAUGGCAGUAGGACGUUAUCUGAUGGUAUGACUGAAGCAUCCAGCUCUGAGGUUGGACCGUACAGGAUUCCUGUCAAAAUUAUUGAUGGCCCUGGACGAGUUCUAGUGGGGAAUGAGAUGGAGGAUGAACCCGAUCUGCUGAACUACAGCUUCACUGAAAAUGUUGAUGACUUCCUGGAUCUCGCGACAUUGGACUCGCCUACCGGGACAGAAGAUGGGGAAUCAUGUGAAUGCUCUGAGCUCAAGUUGGAAAAUGAGACAAUAGAGGAAACAGUUAGACAGUAUGAAACUAACAGUGUAUUGUGGGGUCUGGAGCAGGUUGGGAUGAAAGAGGAACCGGAAGAGAUCGGUCUAAGUAAAAAGCUGUCAAAAGUGAAUAUGUCUGGCAGGGUCGGUCAGAAGCCCCGUCGCCCUCGUCGCUCCAUCAGUAUGCCAGAGGUGACAUUGGACCAACUGAGGAUUGAAGAUGAAAUGGACAAGAAGGAGAAAGAAGAUCCAGUCUUUGAGGACACCUGGGUUAUGGUGGCGGAACCCCAACCAGCCAGAACCAGAACCGUAGUGGAUGAAGGUCUGUGUAAAGGAAUGGAUGAAGCAGAAGAGUUGGACGAAAAAGCGUUGGUGAAGAAAGAGAAGAUGACAGAGUCAGGACUGGGUUUUAAGAGGACACACCAGCGCAUGUCUUUAGCAGAGCACCUCGGGCGUUUCAACGCUCUGGCAACGCUGCUCCGUACCCCCAGGGUUCCUCCCCCGCCCCCUGAACCCCAGCUCAACGAUGUCCUGCGUGAGAGUCAGCGGGAGGGGGGUCAGCGGGAGGGGGGUCAGAGGAACGUUGUACGUCUGCGUCGGCAGGGAGCACGGCGCUUUGGACGCUCCAUCAGUCACGAUGGUGUUCCCGGAUCUUUGUCAAGACAAGCUUCUAAGAAUCAGCAAGAUGAACCAGGGGUUUUUCAAAGCUCCAGUGAGCCAGUUCUAUGUCCACCACCAGAGCCAACUCUUUAUCAAUUUACCCAAGAGGGGCAGAAUGAAAUCCAACAUACACCAGGUCCUCAACUACAACAGGAUAACCCCUUGCAAACCCUCCAGUAUUUGUAUACUCCUCCAUCACUAAAUCCGAAACAGAACCAGGAAUCUCGCCAAAGGCAAUUUAACAAAUCACAAUGGCAUCUCAGGGAAAGCCAACUGAAACGGUUGGAGGAACAAUGCACAGAGUCAGGUCUGCACGACCUGCUGGAGAUGCACUUGAAUAUAUGUGAACCAAAGGAGGAGCAAGGGCAAGACAUUACAAUUCCAAUGCAGUUGGAUAGACCGUCUCAGACAGACACGAUCUUAGAUGUUCUACCUCAGACCAUGGCCCCCCUACAGCAGAAGCCCCAAACUACUGAUGUCAAACUUCCCCUCCCUUCUCCUCUAACCCCUCCUCUCUCUCAAACAGAAACAUGCUCUCCCAGUCCCAUUAUACCCUCUUACACACCGAUAGACAGAACAUCAUCAACUGAACUCUACACUGAUCCCUUGGUGGCUAACUGCUCCCCUUCCUCUGUGACGGCUUUUGACUUUAUAGAGAUCGACAUGGGGGUCAGUGAGAGGGAUGGGUGUUCUCUCCCAGUGGAAUUAUCUCCACCACCAGCCUUGCAGUUCAGGCACCCGUCCACCAGGAGACGCUACAUAGACUCUCCCCGCUGGCCUAUACAUGAUAUUAGCAUGGCCACAGGAGACCCUCUGCAGAUCUGACAGGUACAGGACAUACAAAGUGGUUAUUAGUUUGUAGCGCUUUGGUUUUGAGUAUUAGGGUUUGAAAUGGGAAAAUAAAACCACACACAAAGAAUGGCAUCUGUUGCUUGAUUUAAUUGUGCCAAGUUCUGAUAUCCUCAAACUUUUAUUUGAUGAUGCUUUCAUGCAGUUGUUUUAUUAGUCUCUGUUAUGUUCUGUUAUUAUUGUGUCCGAAGUUGCAUUUUACGUAUU